Messenger RNA from Mytilus trossulus (common blue mussel), 4205 nucleotides. Its product is annotated as ethyl acetate hydrolase-like. NCBI's taxonomy places the organism in Eukaryota, Metazoa, Mollusca, Bivalvia, Mytilida, Mytilidae. The record is from RefSeq and is a predicted model, not a curated record. The transcript is spliced from 8 exons. Gene Ontology annotation, molecular function: hydrolase activity. The coding region runs from base 97 to 1068 and encodes 323 amino acids.
AUUUCAGCGGAAGUGAAAGAAACUCACCGGUAGCAAAAUAAGAUUAUUUUGGUUCAUUAAUAUGUUAAAGGUGUGAUGUGACUACAAACAAUAGACAUGGCUGAAGCUUUAAAUGAUUUAAAAAAGAAAUACAAAGUGCACGAAGAGACAGAAAGCUAUUUUAAGCUAAGAACCGAAAAUGGAAAUAACAAGCCUUACUAUGAAAUGUCAAAUUAUGAUGAAGCAAGGGUCCAAAAAGAAGAAAUAGCAAAACAAUUUGGAGGAGAAGUAGAAUUCGAAGGAAGUGUAAAAGAUUUUACUGUCCCAUCACCAUAUGUCAAGGAUGGAGUUCAAAUUACAGUAUACAGAUCAAAGAAUUGUGCAUUAGUAGUAGCUCCAUCUGUGUUUGUUUACUUCCAUGGUGGAGGAAAUGUGGUGGGAUCUCGGAAAACUGUUGAUACUGUCUGUAAAAUAUUUUCAAGGGAUGCCCCUUGUGUUGUGGUAAAUGUAGAGUACCGAUGUGGACCAGAAUUUAAGUAUCCAGCCAACCAUGAAGAUGCAGUCUGUGUGGUACGAUGGGUCAAAAUGAACAAAGGAUUAAUAGGUGCUGUAAAUGAGAGUACAGUUGGUGUAGGGGGCGAUAGUGCUGGUGGAAGAUUAGCAGCUUCUGUCUGUCAUGAAGAAUAUAAUAUAAAUUAUCAGGUUCUAGUUUAUCCAUCAUUAGACUAUAGAAGAAAAUUUAAUUCAGAUAAAGAGUUUGAAAAAGGUCCUGUCUUAUCUAGUGAGAUUUUACAAUGGUUUAACAGAAAUUAUAUAAAUGAAGCUGAUUUUGAAAAGCCACGAGCAUCCCCACUGUUGUAUAAAAGUUUCAAUAAAUGUCCACCAGCGUUGAUUAUUAUGGCAGAAUUAGAUAUGAAUAGAGACCAUGGUUAUGCUUACCAUGAGAAGUUAAAGGAGGCAGGAGUAAAAUCUCAAACAUUUACAGUUAAAGGUGUCACACAUGGUUUCUUUGUUAUGCCAGGACAUUUUAAAGAAUGUUGUCAGCGAGCCCAUGAAAAAGUUUCCAAAUUCAUCAAAGCGAACUCUUAAAGAACCACUAUGGACAGAUUGUAAUCAGAUGUUGCUAAGUUAUUGUCUCUUAAAGAACAACUAUGGCCAGAUUGUAAUCAGAUCUUGCUAAGUUAUUGUCUACAGCAGUGUACCAAUGUGUUCAUUUCACAUUUAUUUCAUUUUUCUCUUCUUACUAAACAGACCUCUUCUUAUAAUCCACUUCGAACAAUUUUAAUACUGUAAAAAAAGAAAUUAUUGCGUGCAUUUCUUUUUGCAAUUUUGUCAUUUUAGACUUAAAUGCGAUUUUAAUUUUUACGAUUUUGAGAAAAAUCCUGUUGAAUUCAUAUAAAUAUUUCAAAAUGCUAGUUAAUUAUUGCGUUUACAAUUCAAUCGCAUUUUUCCCAAUAAUAAAAACCUCGCAUUAAUUUCUGAAUUUACAGUAGUAUAUUGGGUAGUGCAGUAGUGCAAAUAAUGGAAAUUUAGAGUUCAACCAUCAUAUACAUAUAAGUUGAAAUUGUAAUACUUUACACUAUGUAUAAGGAAUGGAUGCCACAUGUUCAUAUGAUUAACAAUUUAUAGAUUUAGCCAUUACGCAUGUUCAUGUAAGAGAAUUUUGUACUCUUUGGCCAGUCAUUAUAAUCAAAACUUUACACAAAACACUGAUCAAAUUUUACAUCCAAUCAUGAUCAAGACUUUUAUCACAUGACAUACAAAUUGAAGCCAUCUUGUGUAGUAUUUUUUAAACACUGUGAAAUUUAAUUUUAAUUUCAUAUUUGAAUUUAAAUUUUAUGUCCUUGCCAAUAUGUAGUAGAUAUAUAAUGGAACAAUUUGAAAUCAAAUUUAAAUAAUAUUUUAUCUGUUUUGAUAUUUACAAUUCAUUUUUUUUUGUGAUGUAAUUUUAAUUAUUUGCAUUUAUAUUAACAAAUACAUGUAAGAUCUUUUUUCUGUAUUUUAUGUUAUAUUAUUUCUUAUUUCCCUCUGACCAAACUUUACCUGAUGUAGACUUAAGUCCAUAGUGGAAUAAUUUAAUUGAUUUUUGUUUACUUGGGGUUUUACAUAGAAAUUAUACAGAAUUUGUUUUCAGUUUAUGUCAUUUUGAUUUCAAAACAUAAAAAAUAUUACAUUGUAAAUUCUUCUGUGCAUUUUGAGCUUUCUAGGGGUCUAUAUACUGACGGGUUGGGUUCAUUUAUGGUUAUUUUUAGGUAUUGGGUUGCUCUAGAUAAGGAUUAGGUUUUAUAGCUAGUGUUUAAGGUUAGGUAUGGGUUAGGGUAAAGAAUAGUUUAGUAUAGCCCUAUAUUGGUUGGGACACCUAUAGAAAAGAAAGGCUCAAUUUUGCAGUAUGGCUAUAGUUAUUCUACACAAUUUAUUUUGGAUUGAUAUGCAGUUCAAUUAAUUGCAUUGUUUUAAAGUAAAACAUGAAUUUGAGGAAAUAAAUAAAUCUUAAUGUAGUUGGUUGAAUAACAAAGCAUACUUUUUAAAUCACUAGACAACUACUACAAGAAAAGCAGGAAGAACAAAUUCUUUCACUGAGAUUUGCUGUUAUUUUGCUGAAAGGCAGUUUUUAUCAAAUUUCAAAGUCCUAUUUUUAAAUUGGUUUUAUGGAAACCAUAUGGAAUAUUAAGAACAAAAACAUUAGAAAACUUUUGAUAAUUCUUUGCAUAAUAUGACAUUAAUCAUAAAUGUUUAGUAUAUAAAUAAUCUAUUCGUAGAAUAUAGCAUUUAGAUAUAUGCCAAUAGUGAUAGAUUUAUUAACUAAAGUGAUAUACAUGUAGUUGAAAAGUAGUGAUUAGAUCUAGCCUAGUUUGGAUUAUAAUUUAAUAUGAAAUGUAGUAAAAAUCUAGUCUAUAUUGUAAUUGUACUAAUUUUAUAAUAUUCAAUGAUUUAAGAAAUAUAUAGAAAAUUCAUGUAAAUUUUAAUGAUAGUGAAAUCACUAGAAGAGUUCUACAUGAAAUCUUUGAAAUUUAGAAGUUAAAUUAAUGAGCUAUUCAAAAGAAAUAACUGUAAAAUAUAGAUGUAAGCAUAGAGAAAUAGAAUUUGCUAUGAAGAAGAUUGUUUAUAUUAAAAAGUUGAAAAUAAAAAGGGAAUAAUGAUUCAAACUGGAGUUAUUUCCCUUUUCUUAUUCUUUUAAAGUCUUUCUGCUCCUCAUGGAUAGUCAAGCUUUUUAAAAACCACCCUCUUCAUAUUCUAAACAUCAUUUUCAAAAUUGAAAAAUUACUUUGAGAUAUAGAGUUUUUGAAAGGCUUAUGCAUAAAUUUAUAUUUAAUCAUAAAUUCAGUUAUUUAUCAGGAUAAUUUAUUAAUUUUAAACAAUUUCAAGCUGUCUCAAUCUGAAAUCCUAUUAAAAUUGUGCCAUUUUGUUUUACAAGUUUCAUCUUUUAAAAAUUAGUAUAUAGUAUAUAAUACCCCAUUUUAAACACCUUUUCCCAUUAUUUUAGCUAAGGUGCCACAUAGUUAUUUAUAGAACACAGCAUAGGUUUCAGAAACAUGCUGUACAUUGCUUGCAUUAAUCAGUUACCAUAAAUAAGCAGCAACAAUUAGUGAUGAUGGAGUGUUAGAACGAUUUAAGGAAGAAGUUAUGCUUGAGAAAAAAUGAAACGUUCAUUUAUUUUUAAACACAUUUUGUUGAAAAUGAUUUAAGAAAUGAUAGGAAAAUUGAUACAGCAUCAUUGUUCUUUAUGAAAGAUCUGCACACUAAUGUCUGAAGUUUUAUUGUUUAAGCAUUUAUUUCCAUUGUAAAUUCCGACAUUGAUUUCAGAAUGAUGUUAAGAGAACCAAAAUUGCAUUUUUUGGGGAAUUGAUUUCAAGACAUUUAACAAUGAUAUAUUGAGGGCAUACACUUAAAAUUUGUAAAAAAUGAAAUUUAAAGAUAUUUUAAGUAUAAUGUGCAUAGAAAUUUUACUAGCAUUACCAGAUUUUAAUGUCAGAAGUAAAGUACAAAUUGUCGUCAAUUCAUUAUUUUCACCAAGCAUAUUAAAUAUGCCAAAACAUGCAAGCAACCAUGUGCCUAUUUGUUAUUUAAGCUUUUGUAUUUUAUUGUCAUAUUGUAGUUUGUUAAUUAUACAUAUUAUAGUGGCUUCUAGGUUGCUUUUUUUGUAAAAUUGUCCGUAUUGUGCAAUUCUUUUGGAAAAUUUUAUUUGUUAAUUAUUGCAGAUUAAAUAUAAAUUUUAAUGCUACAAA